CCGCAUGCGUGGCUGAUGGAGCCGGGCUCGGGGCUGCCGCAGCGCAGGGCGGGGGGCGGCGGGCUGGACCUCGGGGCGGGCUCGGCGGCGGGGUCGCCGGCGCUCUCCGGGGGGCAGUCCCGCCGCAGGAAGCAGCCGCCGCGCCCGGCCGACUUCAAGCUGCAGGUGAUCAUCAUCGGGUCGCGGGGGGUGGGCAAGACCAGCCUCAUGGAGCGGUUCACCGACGACACCUUCUGCGAGGCCUGCAAGUCCACCGUGGGUGUUGAUUUUAAAAUCAAAACAGUAGAGCUAAGAGGAAAGAAAAUUAGAUUACAAAUCUGGGACACAGCAGGUCAGGAGAGAUUCAACAGCAUUACCUCAGCAUAUUACAGAAGUGCCAAGGGAAUUAUUUUGGUGUAUGAUAUCACCAAGAAGGAAACAUUUGACGAUUUACCAAAAUGGAUGAAAAUGAUUGAUAAGUAUGCUUCAGAAGAUGCAGAGCUUCUAUUAGUUGGAAAUAAACUGGACUGUGAAGUUGAUCGAGAGAUUACUCGACAGCAGGGAGAGAAGUUUGCACAGCAAAUAACCGGGAUGCGGUUCUGUGAAGCAAGUGCCAAGGAUAAUUUUAAUGUGGAUGAAAUAUUUCUAAAACUUGUUGAUGACAUUCUGAAGAAGAUGCCACUGGAUGUUAUAAGAAAUGAGUUGUCCAACAGUAUCCUGUCCCUGCAGCCAGAGCCAGAAAUCCCACCAGAACUGCCUCCUCCAAGGCCACAUGUCCGUUGCUGUUGACUUGUUACUUCCUACAGAGUGAAAAAUAGGAGCAGGAGGGUAAAGAAAGUAUCUGUACUACUCUGCACUACAAUCAUUUGGCAGUUUCUUGUUGCACUUUGUUAUUCAAGUCAGAGCUACACACUAACUUGUAAAUAUGCAAAUAUGCAAUCCUAUGUAGGAUUCAACUAUAACAUUAAUUAUUACCCCUCUCCCUCACGAUGAUGUUUUGUUCAUUGCCCCAGUGUUAUAAAUACUGUACAGUCGUUGGGGGUUUGCCACACAUCCCGUUGAGGAGAAGGAGAAAUUAAAUCUAUACCUAUUCUUGACA
Corapipo altera (White-ruffed manakin) is the source of this 1078-nucleotide messenger RNA. RefSeq names its product RAB12, member RAS oncogene family (gene RAB12). Gene Ontology annotation, cellular component: plasma membrane; trans-Golgi network transport vesicle; endosome. Gene Ontology annotation, molecular function: GTPase activity; GTP binding. Bases 16 to 768 code for a protein of 250 amino acids. The transcript has 6 exons. Lineage: Eukaryota; Metazoa; Chordata; Aves; Passeriformes; Pipridae. Gene Ontology annotation, biological process: cellular response to insulin stimulus; protein localization to plasma membrane; Rab protein signal transduction. The record is from RefSeq and is a predicted model, not a curated record.